Babesia sp. Xinjiang is the source of this 4047-nucleotide messenger RNA. Its product is annotated as ATP-dependent RNA helicase DEAH13. The transcript is spliced from 3 exons. The record is from RefSeq and is a predicted model, not a curated record. Gene Ontology annotation, molecular function: RNA binding. Gene Ontology annotation, biological process: maturation of SSU-rRNA from tricistronic rRNA transcript (SSU-rRNA, 5.8S rRNA, LSU-rRNA). NCBI's taxonomy places the organism in Eukaryota, Apicomplexa, Aconoidasida, Piroplasmida, Babesiidae. The coding region runs from base 1 to 4047 and encodes 1348 amino acids. Gene Ontology annotation, cellular component: nucleolus; intracellular anatomical structure.
AUGGCGAGACCCGUAUCAUCUGCCAAGAAGGCGAAAACUGCCUCCGCGGUUUCAGGCCCAGUGAAGAGGGAACAGCAGUAUACACACGUCGAUGUAGAACGUCAGUUUGAUGUGAAUCUGCGCCGUAUCAAGCUGCCAGCAUGUAUGAUGGAGCAGGAGAUAGUUGAUGCUAUAAAAUACAACGAUGUGGUAGUAAUCACCGGGGAUACAGGAUGUGGUAAGUCAACACAGGUACCACAAUUCUUGUAUGAGAAUGGGUUCUGUGUCGGAAAUUCGAUAAUAGGCGUCACCCAAGUCAGAAGAGUAGCGUGUUUAGCGCUGUACCAACAAGUAUCGCUUGAGCUCAAUUCCAAGACGUUAGUCGGUUACCAAUAUCGAUUUAACAAGGGAUACAAUCAGAAGUUGUGCAAGAUUAAAUUCAUGACAGAUGGGAUACUUCUUCAGGAGAUAAAGGAUGACAUUUUAUGCACGCGCUACAGCGUACUGAUCAUCGAUGAGGCACAUGAACGCAACCUUAACUGCGAUUUGUUAAUAGGUAUUCUCGCACGUGUCGUGCAAGUACGAAGGGAACACUUUGAAUCCGGUGAAUCGGUGCUGCCUCCCCUGAAACUGGUGAUAAUGUCAGCUACUAUCCGUGCAGAGGACUUUUUGGAAGCCAAGAUUUUCAAAGGACAUGUUACCCACUGCCAUAUACCUACAGAGUUCAAAAGGAAUACUAUACAUUUUGCCCGCCGUUCUGUCCGUGACUACGUUGCCGAUGCAUAUGAUAAGGUACUAAAGAUACACCAGCGACUACCACCAGGAAGUGUUCUUGUAUUCCUCACUGGUAAGGACGAACUAUUCCGUCUCAAAAGGCUCCUAGCGCCACAUGAACGGACUACAGCUUCGGAGCGAACCGUUCCUCCUCCGCCACCUGCCGAGGAACCCAAUGACGAUGACGCUGUAUUCGACAUUGAAAGUGACGACUCUGAGGACGAGGUCACUAGUUCUGGGAACUCUAAUAGUGAUGAUACUAAAGAUGCAGGUGAUUCUGGUGGUACUGUACCACCUAAUGCCGGAGGGGUUCCUUCCAAAGAGUCGCAUGGUACACCGACUAUUGACAAAGAGUGUCAAGAGAUCGCAACAUCGCUUGUGGAUGAAGGUCUAGAUGCAAAACUCGAUACUACCAUUAAGGUGAAUGAGGGCAAAGAGUUACAAAAUUCGGACUCCAAACCCUUUACUACAGAUAGUUAUGAAGACGAUGGUGGUAGCGUUGUGGAUCUAGAUCCAUGUAAUGAUACAGCUGGCCGACUUUGGGCUGGGGAGUCUGACGACGAGACUUCUUCUCAUUCUGAUAAUGAGUACCACGUUGAAUUGGAUGUUUUAAGUAAAAGUUACAAGCGACUAUCGGAUAUAAAGUGGCAUGGUGCCGGAUCAGGUUCCGGCAGGUUGCGAGUUGUUGCUAUGCACGCCUCUCAGACAAUGGAUGCUCAGAUGGCUGCUUUCACUGUCCCUAACGACAACGAGCGGAUGGUUAUUUUGUCUACCAAUGUUGCUGAAACUGCUAUUACAUUGCCAAACAUAAGGUAUGUCGUCGACUGUGGUAAAGAGAAACGUCGUGUAGACGACAUUCAGCGUGGUGUAUCUAGAUUCGUUAUCUGUGAUAUAAGCAAGGCUUCAGCUAAUCAGCGAGCUGGUAGGGCAGGCAGGGUUGGUAGAGGUCAUUGCUAUCGUCAAUACACUAGUAGCGUAUACGACACGCUGUUUGACGAAAAUUCACCUACCGAGAUUUCCAAUUGCAAUCUCGAGUUUGCAAUCUUGCUUCUAUCAUCAAUGGGUAUUGAAAAUCCUUAUGACUUCCAGUUUCUCACCCCUCCUCCUCAGGAUAACAUACGCUGUGCCAUGCAAGUGUUAGCAGUCCUAGGUGCAAUUGAGACUCCGCGCAAACCCCUGGUAGAGCGAUAUAGCUUACACAAUGAGGUUACUACUAACCCGUUUAAGAUACAACCUGUGUAUCCGUACAGAUCGUCAUUUGAUGUUAUGAAAGAGCUUCGUGUCGCUCGGAUUACUCAGCUGGGACAGUACUUGUGUCUACUUCCGCUGCAUCCGCGUUUUGGUAAAAUGCUAUAUUGUGUUUUGUCCAAGGGUGGCGAUGCUCUAGCAUUACGUACCGCAUGUUGUGUCAUAUCGGCAUUGUCAUUUGGAGUUGCUAAUUUGGUUGCUCCGCGUGUCCCAGGUGAUGACCCUGAACGCAAGGCACUGCCAUCAUUAAGGAGUGAUAUUGAGGUUUUCAUGUGGCUGUGUUGCAGAUAUUCGCAACUAGAAAAGGAUGCGGCUUCAUUAUUUUGCCGUCAAUAUGGUGUGAACGAGCGACUUUUACGUGAAGUAUUUCAGCAAGCGGAGCAAGUACACCGAGCGAUUCUUACGUCUAUAGGCUCUGCCAUGAAUAACCUAGAAGUUGAUUGGACUCAGCCAUUGGGAACCCCUAGAAGGUCGACAAAACAGAUUAUAGAAUCGGCUAUUGUGGAGUGUAUGGUAGAUAAGGUAGCUGUGCGGGUUCAGCAAUUAUCUGGUGAGGCUCAUGAUGCUGCUGCCAACGCUUAUAGGACAGGAGCUUUGGCGUCUAUGGGACGCGAUGUGUUUCUCCCACGCCCAUAUUCACGACACAAGCCCGAGUGCGUGGUUUACGCUGGACUCGUUGGUGAUGAAAAGGUUAAGAUGCAAGACGUGCUUCCCACAGAUGCGGCUACACUUUGCACUCUGCGUUCACCCUUAAUUGUCGCAGAUAGCAUCCGGAAACACCCAGCACCGCGUUAUGACCAUGAACUGGAUUAUGUGGAGGCGUUUGUACAUCGUAUGUAUGCGCCAUUGGAGUUUCCUCUGGGUGUUGCUAAGUCUGCAUUGAACCCUGACCACCCUCUUGCGACUCGGGUGUUUGCACAUCAAUUUUGCUUUGGGCACAUUUUUCCGAUACUCAGGCAGUUCGAAGAUGCUCUAACAGUUGGUAUAGAUGACUUUAUGGCCCCUACAAAAGUUAGUGGGCCAUUAGGAACUAUGCUGCUUACACUUCGCCGCAAUCGUGUUGCCAGUAAGGCAUCAUUUUUAGAAAAAUAUCGCCAGAGUGAUACCUUCCUAAUGUCAGAGUUUCAUUCUCUGCUUCGUGAAGGUUCCUUUGACGACCAAAUGGCGACCGCUGAAGACUCAGCGCAGCCAAGCGUUGAAGGCAACCUCGGUGAGAGGUUGCGUAUGAGAGAUUCGUUCUUACAGCCUUUCUACGAGUUUUGUAUCGGUUUGUCGACUUAUACUAGUCGUCGUAAUAGUCCACGUCAACCAGAUACAGAUUUAUUGAUGGAUUUUGUCAUUUUACACCCUGUUCGGGCUCUCAUUUUUGUGCAAGGAGCAAUUUUUUGCGGAGUAAUGAUGAACGCUAUGUUGUACAUACCCGAUUUAGCUGUAAAAGGUAUCUUUAAGCACAGUACUUCACACUACGAUAGUAUGGUUUGGUGGUGGCUUGCUUUCAACAAGGUUUUACAAAUGUUACAGAUGCCCAUUCGUAUUUUUUUGUUAUAUGUUUUGCGUAGUUUACGUGGUGCGACUAACCAGGAAAUUAUGUACUGUAUGUCUGUGUUAACUACUUGCCGUUUGUGGAGAUGGAGCAAGCGUCUUACUCUCACGAACUACUUCUGGUAUGCUUUAGGUUUCGCAGCUUCACGCAACCCGGUUCUGAAAAGCAAGCCAUGGUUCAACACAAUGGUGAUUUAUGUUUUCGCCGUUAUCGCACUGCGUGUUAUGUUUACAUUCACGCUCUUCUAUUAUGCGUUUCCACCUAGUCGGGUGAGGAUCACCAAGAAGCCUGCGCCUAAGAUUGAUUUUGGGCGCAUACCUGUUCGUCGCUACUGUGACUGUGAAAAUGUGAGCACUAGCAUGUGUGGCAUAUGCCUUGAUGAAUUUGAAUCGGAGGACCGUCUGCGCGUUUUGCUCUGCAAUCACGGUUACCAUGUUGCGUGCAUCGACAAAUGGUUUGCCCGUAGCAACACGUGUCCGCUGUGCAUGGCACUAGUCGAUUGA